UGUGGCGUCAGUCCCUCCGCGCAGAUCCCGGAUGGAGCGGCCAUUGGGCGGAAGUGAACAGAGGUGCACAAUAACUGCGGGCUGGGAAGAGGAAAAAAAUAUAUAUACACACUUUGAAAUUAAUUUACAGCAUUGUGACAGCAUUGGAUUAAACCUCAAACCCGCAGAGCCUCUAAUACUCUCGGAAUCAUCCUCAGGCUGGACUUUUAGUGCGCUCGAGAGGACCGGAUCGCCAGAAUCAAGUCGUGGAACUUGCUGAAAAAAAGCGCAGUUCAGCCUGCACGGAGCCGAGAGGAACCCACGGGCUUCGGGUUACGCCGUGCACCUUCGCUGCUGGUUCAGUUUUUCUUUGCAAGACUCUUGCUGAAUCUAAAGAGGCCCUCUUGAUGAAUUAUGUCUACCACCAGUAUUGACCCACAGACAUCCAAAGGGCAAGACGCUAAAGUGCAAAAUGGCUCUCUCCAUCAGAAGGAAACGGUCCACGACAAUGACUUUGAACCAUACCUCACUGGCCAGUCUAAUCCGAAUAACAGUUACCAAUCCAUGACCGACCCAUACCUGUCUAGCUACUAUGCCCCCUCGAUUGGGUUCCCGUACCCCCUCAGCGAGGCACCCUGGUCCACCGGCGGAGACCCGCCGAUCCCGUACCUCACUCCGUACGCCCCUCUUAGCAAUGGAGACCAUCACUUCAUGCAUGACACUGUGUUUGGACAGCCUGGGGGUCUGGGCAGUAGCAUCUAUCCACACCGCUUUAACUUUUUCCCUGAAAAUCCCGCGUUUUCCGCCUGGGGUACGAGCGGCUCCCAGGGUCAGCAGACUCAGAGUUCUGCAUACGGGGGCAGUUACAGUUACCCACCUAGUUCUUUAGGUGGCACACUAGUGCCUGAUGGGCAGACGGGCUUCCCCAGCGACACCUUGAAUAAGGCGCCAGGUAUGAAUAGCUUAGAGCAGGGCAUGGUGGGGCUGAAGAUUGGCGGCGACGUGACUGGAGGUGGUUCUGGAGUGAAGACGGUGGGCUCUGUUAUCGGAGGUGGGCCAGUGGCGGCGGUGGCCACGGGUAAUGGUGGUACUCCUAUCGGGCUGCCGCCCAACAAACCCACGUCCUGGGCAGCCAUCGCAAGCAAACCAGCCAAGCCUCAGCAGCUGAAGAUAAAGAGCAAGCCAGGGAUGCCCAUGGCUGGAGGCACCCUGCCCCCGCCGCCCAUCAAACACAACAUGGACAUUGGCACUUGGGAUAAUAAGGGGCCUGUGACUAAAGUGGCCUCGCCACUACCGCCCCACCACCAGCAGCCUCCCCUCCACUCCCAGGGUCACCUACCACCUCACCCUCACGGGCUGCCGCCCCCACCUCAGCCCCCCAUGCCUUCCCAUGCCCAAUCGCUUGCCCAGCAGAUGGCGAUGCAGGGUCCGCCCCCUCCACAGCCUUACCAGAACCACAACCCUGCUCCUCCCCCUCAAACCCGGUGGGUUGCCCCGCGUAACCGCAACCCCGGGUAUGGCGGGGGUGGCAGCGUGGACAGCAGCGGCUCCUCGAGCGGCGGAGGGAUCGGCAACGGCGGCGGAGGCGGCCUCCCAGGCUCUGGUGGCGGCGAGUCCCAUCCGGUCCUGGAAAAGCUGCGUGCGGCGCACAGCUACAACCCCAAGGACUUCGACUGGAACCUGAAAAACGGCCGGGUGUUCAUCAUUAAGAGCUACUCUGAGGACGACAUCCACCGCUCCAUCAAGUACUCCAUCUGGUGCAGCACGGAACAUGGUAACAAGCGGCUAGAUUCUGCCUUUCGGGCCAUCAACGGCAAAGGUCCCGUCUACCUGCUUUUCAGCGUCAAUGGCAGCGGACACUUCUGCGGCGUGGCGGAGAUGCGCUCGCCUGUAGACUACGGCACCAGCGCGGGUGUUUGGGCGCAGGACAAAUGGAAGGGCAAAUUCGACGUGGACUGGCUGUUUGUUAAAGACGUGCCCAACAGCCAGCUCAGGCACAUCCGCCUGGAGAACAAUGACAACAAGCCCGUGACCAACUCCCGUGACACGCAGGAGGUGCCUCUGGAGAAGGCCAAGCAGGUGCUGAAGAUCAUCGCCACCUACAAACACACCACCUCUAUCUUCGAUGACUUCUCACACUACGAGAAACGGCAGGAGGAGGAAGAGGUGGUAAGAAAGAACCUAGAGCCUGCUCCUCUCCAGAGCCGAUCCCGACUGGAUCAAGAACGCCAGAACCGAAAUAAACAAUAGAAGGCUGCCCCCUACAGCUGAUGAGCAGUUGUUUUAGGACUGACCAUUUAAAAAUGAAAUUUAAAGAGGACACAAGAUGAAAUUUAAAAAAUAAACAAUCAUUAUGUUUUUCUAUUUAAUUCUGGUGACUUCAGCCAGUGUCAGACUCGAGCCUCUGCGCCUCCUGCUUUACCUGUGGGGGCUGAAGUCGAUUAGCACCUCUCAAUGUCGCGUCAUCAUUUCGAUUUCUUUUUUUCUUUCUCUUUUUUUUUUUUUUUUCUAUCAUUUGGUGUUGUUUUCAUGCACCUCCCUCCCCCCUUUGACCAACUGAUAUCUGUACACACUGUCUAUUAUUUCAUCCUAAAUGUUUGUUUCUCUAGCCCCACUGCUCCUCAUCAUGAGUGGGUAGUGAACUCUGUGACACUUGUAUGUAUGUGUGUGUAUCAGGGAUGGUGGUAGAGUGUAUGUCAGUCAUGUGAUAUGGCAGAAGUGUGUAUGUGUGGGGGUGGGAGGGGAUGUGUUCAGACUCCGUUCUGGUCAGGGGGGAGGGGCAUCUCCAGCAUCAGUAACUGUAACGGGCCAGUUUUACAUUCUGUAGAUCCAGAAUGGUUUAAACCCAUUUGUGGAGAAUCGUGCAACUCCGUAGAAGGGACAAUGAAAUGUCUUGACAUGAGAUGAUGUUAUAAAAAAAAAUUAUAUUUUUGAAUUAUGUAACACUUGACUUUUUUUUUUCUUUCCUUUUUUUUCAGUGACGAGCCACUUAUGUCACGUUUUCUUUUUUCUUCUGUUUUUCCUGCUUGGAGCCUUAACAUUUUAAAGCUACGGAAACCGUUUAAUAAUGGCUGUUCUAUACCUCAAUUGAAACAGCAUUAUCAGGGAGACGACAUCCCAUGCAUCCUUAACCAAGGGAAGUCAACAUUGUCACUGGCUGGACUAAAAAAAAGUAGUAAAACUAAUGUUUUCAUUAUGGUUCAGAGCCCGGUGCUCAGACUCUGUUCCUAUUCAUGCUUAAUGUUUAAAGAGCAGAAAUGUAACUACUUACUGUUCCAACCCCGCCCAGCAGAGGUCGCUGUUUCUUUAAGCCAAUCUGAGAGAUGUAGCAAUUCACUGCUUUAUUAUUUGAAGUCACUUUAGAUGCAUCACCUUUUUUUUUUUUUCCUUGUCCUUUCUUAACAGAUUUCAUUUUAUCGCUUUUUCCUCCCCUAUGUCCUCAGUAUAUUGCUAAGCUUUAACGUAGGAUCAUAUAAUUAUAACAAUAACGAAGAACGCCUCAAAACGUGUAACCUGAAAAUUAAUGUUACUGAUUUACUGUUAAAAGUAAGAAAAAACAAAAAAAGAGUAUAUGGUUUCUGUGCGUGAUUUUUUUAGGACCUGCUUGCUGUUUUGUGUGUUUGUGUGUGGGAGAGCGGACUUGAACCGUGUGAGGGUUUCAGAUUUCUAUAGUCAUAUAACAAAAGAUUCAUGGAAAAUAUAUGAAAUACUAAAAAUAUUAAAAAAGAGUUACAAGACAAACAUUUAAGUCACCCCUGAAAUGAAUAUGCAUUGUAUUGGAAGGUCACUAUCUAUCACGUUCUUAGAUUUGAUCAUGCUCAUUAUUAAAAUAAUAUUAUAUGGUGUAA
Molecule: messenger RNA, 3827 nt
Organism: Pimephales promelas (fathead minnow)
Lineage: Eukaryota; Metazoa; Chordata; Actinopteri; Cypriniformes; Leuciscidae
Gene: ythdf1
Product: YTH N6-methyladenosine RNA binding protein F1
Biological process (GO): mRNA destabilization
Cellular component (GO): cytoplasm
Molecular function (GO): N6-methyladenosine-containing RNA reader activity; mRNA binding
Source: RefSeq, a predicted model, not a curated record